This is a messenger RNA of Aspergillus homomorphus CBS 101889, 2953 nucleotides long. RefSeq names its product AP-2 complex subunit alpha. Gene Ontology annotation, cellular component: membrane coat; AP-2 adaptor complex. The coding region runs from base 126 to 2918 and encodes 930 amino acids. NCBI's taxonomy places the organism in Eukaryota, Fungi, Ascomycota, Eurotiomycetes, Eurotiales, Aspergillaceae. Gene Ontology annotation, biological process: intracellular protein transport; clathrin-dependent endocytosis. Gene Ontology annotation, molecular function: clathrin-cargo adaptor activity. The record is from RefSeq and is a predicted model, not a curated record. The transcript has 4 exons.
ACUCGUCUAAUAUUCUACCCUUUUCUAGCGAGCCAGCACUAUUAUACCAUUUCGUCUACUCUACCUUCGCUCUAGCGAUCUAUCAUUUCUAAUACUAGUUUUCGCCUUGUGCUCCGUCGCUCAUCAUGUCGUCUAUGCGGGGUUUGGUCCAGUUCAUUGCCGACUUGCGUAAUGCAAGAGCGCGCGAGCUGGAAGAGAAGCGGGUGAAUAAGGAAUUGGCCAACAUUCGACAGAAAUUCAAGGGUGGCAGCUUGAACGGAUACCAGAAGAAGAAAUACGUCUGCAAGCUGCUCUACGUCUAUAUCCAGGGCUACGACGUCGACUUCGGUCAUUUGGAGGCCGUCAAUCUGAUCUCUUCCACCAAAUAUUCCGAGAAACAGAUCGGGUACCUGGCGGUGACUCUAUUUCUACAUGAGCAGCAUGAACUGUUGCAUCUGGUUGUUAACAGUAUUCGGAAGGAUUUGCUGGAUCACAAUGAGCUGAACAAUUGUCUGGCGCUCCAUGCGGUUGCCAACGUUGGUGGAAGGGAGAUGGGCGAGGCGCUCUCGACGGAUGUCCAUCGCUUGCUCAUUUCGCCGACCUCCAAAGCCUUUGUGAAAAAGAAGGCGGCCCUUACCCUGCUUCGAUUGUAUCGCAAAUACCCCGGCAUUGUACAGGCGGAGUGGGCGGAACGCAUAAUCUCCAUUAUGGAUGAUCCCGAUAUGGGUGUCACUCUGUCAGUGACUUCGCUGGUCAUGGCACUGGCACAGGAUAAGCCGGAGGAAUAUGCCGGGUGUUAUGUCAAGGCUGCUUUUAGACUGAAAAGGAUUGUGGUCGAUAACGACAUUGCGCCUGAUUAUCUCUAUUAUCGUGUGCCAUGCCCGUGGAUUCAGGUGAAAUUGCUGCGGUUACUGCAGUACUACCCUCCUUCCGGCGAUACCCAUGUCCGCGAGAUUAUUCGAGAAUCCCUGCAGCAGAUCAUGAACUCGGCUAUGGAUGCGCCCAAGAACGUUCAACAGAACAACGCCCAGAACGCCGUCCUUUUCGAAGCCAUCAACCUUCUUAUUCACCUGGACACCGAGCAUAGCCUGAUGUUGCAGAUCUCCGCUCGGUUAGGGAAAUACAUUCAAUCCCGUGAAACGAAUGUCCGAUAUCUGGGAUUGGAGGCAUUGACGCAUUUCGCCGCUAGGGCGGAAACCCUUGAUCCCAUUAAGAAGCACCAGAGCAUCAUCCUUGGCUCACUGCGCGACCGCGAUAUCAGUGUUCGGCGGAAGGGCUUGGAUUUGGUCUACAGUAUGUGCGACACGACGAAUGCUGGUCCCAUUGUGAACGAGCUGUUACGCUAUCUCCAAACUGCCGACUAUGCGAUUCGAGAAGAGAUGGUCUUGAAGGUCGCCAUUCUCACGGAGAAAUACGCUACGGACGCCCAGUGGUACAUUGACAUGACGCUCAAGCUUCUGUCUUUGGCAGGGGACCACGUGAACGAAGAAGUGUGGCAGCGGGUUAUUCAGAUUGUGACUAACAACGAAGAGCUCCAAGCCUACGCGGCACACAACCUCCUUGGGUACCUGAAGACAGACUGCCACGAGAGCUUGGUGAAGAUUGGCUGUUACGUCUUGGGGGAGUUCGGCCAUCUGAUUGCUGACAGCCAGGGAUCGAGUCCGAUCGAGCAAUUUUUGGCCCUGCAGGCCAAGAUGAUCACCAGCACUGAUAACACGCGGGCCAUGAUUCUGUCAUCCUUCAUCAAGUUUGUCAACCUCUUCCCGGAAAUCAAACCUCACCUUUUGCACAUAUUCCGCCUGUACAGCCAUUCUCCCGAUUCCGAGUUGCAGCAGCGUGCUUUUGAGUAUCUGUCACUGGCGACGCUUCCCACGGACGACCUGCUUCGGACAGUUUGCGAUGAAAUGCCUCCCUUCUCUGAGCGAGCCUCGAUCCUGCUCUCCCGUCUACACCAGAAAACAGCAGGUACAACGGAGAAGAAGACAUGGGUGGUGGGCGGCAAGGAUGCUAAUGCCGACCAGAAGGAGGUACUUAUGGCGCAGAACACGGGCUUGAAGCGUAGCUUCACCACAAUUGUUAAUGGUACGAAGACUGGGACGAAUGGAUCAGCCUCCGGACAGAGUGCCUCUGGCGACCUAGCAGGGCUGGAUCUCAACACCCCUGCUGCUCCUAACAUGGCCAGCGCCGCCCAUCUGACACCCGAUUGGGACGUCGGAUAUAAUAAACUCUACUUUAACGAUGAAGGUGUUCUCUUCGAGGACGCGCAGAUCCAGGUCGGCCUGCGGUCUGAAUACCGGGGCCAUAUGGGUGUGGUCAAGAUCUAUCUUUCCAACAAGUCGUCUUACCCGAUUGGGUCUCUGACGACCACGCUGGACAACCGAGCUGCCCCGAAUCUCAAGCUUGACACGAAAAGUCUGCCCGAGCCGUCUGUGCCGGCAGCUGGGCAGACACAGCAAACGCUUCUGGUUGAAUCGCACGGGCCGUUCACGGAUGCGCCCACCAUCCGCAUCUCGUACCUUGCAGGAGCGCUCCAGGCUUACACACUGCAGCUUCCGAUCCUGAUGCACCGGUACAUGGAGCCAUCGGCGCUGUCGGCGGAAGACUUCUUCAAACGGUGGCGGCAGAUCGGCGGAGGGCCAUUGGAGGCGCAAAACACCUUUGCAGCGACGGCGCGAGCCAAGGACAUUGGCGAAGCGUUCACUCGGCGGGUGGUGGAAGGAUUCGGCUGGAAGAUUUUGGAUAACGUGGAUCCUAACGGGAAGAAUAUAGUGGGCUGCGCUGUUUACCAAUUCGUCAACGGGAAGACGGGUUGUCUUCUGCGACUAGAGCCCAACUAUGAACGGAAGAUGUACCGAGUCACUAUCCGGGCCACGCAAGAAGCAGUGCCGCAAGCACUGGCCAAGCAGAUGGAGCAACGGCUGUCGCAAGGACUGUCGUAGGGGAGGGAUCGGUCAACCGCUUAUAUAAAUUCUCA